UAUUAAUAAGCCAUCGGCACCGUUCAUGUCACAAGUAUCUCUCGAUCCAACGGCUAGGAGUUUUUGUUGACCAUACUCUCUCGUGAAACGAUCUGCGAAAUGCUCCCCCUCCCCCUCAAGCCCUAGCUUUUCGAUUCAGUAUACUUGCUCGAAUUUUAUCUUCCUCGAAUCCGUCGCGCUAUUACUUCGGAGUUUUUCAAAGAUAGGGGAAUAUGCAGGUUUGAUAUUUCACAUUUUUGGAUUCUAGAUCAAAAUUCAUCAAAUAUGGCUUCUGGAGCAUCCGAUGGUCAGCCUUCUGCUGCGCUUGAAGCUGGAAGCAAUAAUUCGCCUGGAGAGGCAACGUCAAAACUCUCUGCUUCUGGGUUAUCAACAUGGGCCAAAAAUUUGCGAGUGACCCAGCCAUUUUCUUCCCCACGAAAUGACUCCGAGGUUUUAAGUUCUGAGAAGUCAACCUUUGCAAGGUUUACAAGUGGGUUAGGGCUUCGUUUAUCUCCUAAAUCUCCCCAGUCAGAUGAAAGCAAUGAAGGGACUUCGAAUGCAGCACAGUCUGGUUUCAUUGGGACAAUUACUAAAGGUUUGGUUGAUUCAUCGAGGAGUGCUGUGAAGGCUGUACAGGUCAAGGCUCGACAUGUUGUAUCCCAGAACAAAAGAAGAUACCAGGAAGGAGGAUUUGAUUUGGAUUUGACAUACAUAACAGAGAACGUAAUUGCGAUGGGGUUCCCUGCUGGUGAUAUGAGUUCUGGAUUUUUUGGAUAUGUUGAGGGUUUCUAUCGCAACCAUAUGGAAGAAGUUAUUAAGUUUCUUGAAACUCACCACAAGGGAAAAUACAAGGUUUACAAUCUUUGUUCUGAGAGGCUGUAUGAUGUAUCAUUACUUGAAGGGAAGGUGGCUAGUUUCCCAUUUGAUGAUCAUAAUUGCCCACCAAUUCAAUUGAUUACGUCAUUCUGCCAAAGCGCUUAUUCAUGGUUGAAAGAGGACAUAGAGAAUGUUGUGGUUGUGCACUGUAAGGCUGGCAUGGCAAGGACGGGGCUUAUGAUCUCUAGCCUUCUACUAUAUCUGAAGUUUUUUCCAACAGCAGAAGAAUGCAUGGACUUCUACAACCAAAAACGAUGUGUGGAUGGUAAAGGGCUUGUACUACCUAGCCAAAUUAGAUAUGUGAAAUACUUUGAACGAAUUUUGACAUACUUCAAUGGGGAAAACCAACCGGGUCGUAGGUGUAUGCUUAGGGGUUUUCGGCUCCACAGGUGUCCUUAUUGGAUCAGACCAUCCAUCACUGUUUCAGAUCAUAACGGUGUUCUCUUCUCCACAAAAAAACAUCCGAGGACGAAGGAUCUCUCGCCGGAAGACUUUUGGUUCACUGCACCCAAGAAAGGGGUCAUGGUCUUUGCCCUACCUGGAGAGCCUGGUUUGACAGAGUUAGCCGGGGACUUCAAAAUCCAUUUUCAUGACCGUCAAGGAGAUUUUUACUGCUGGCUAAACACGACAAUGAUGGAAAACCGAAAGAUUCUGAACACUGGUGACCUCGAUGGGUUUGACAAGAGGAAACUGUCUUCGCCUGGAUUUCAGGUCGAAGUUGUUCUUGCUGAUAUAAGCUCUACUAUUCCCGUGACCCCGAGUUCGCAAUCAGAAACCGAGACACCCAAGGAACCUUCUUCAUCUCAUUUUCCCUCGGCUGAGAACAUUGUAACGGGUCAAGAACCAAAGAAAGAAACCGAGAACCCUGAUAAAGAUGAUGUAUUCUCGGAUAGCGAGGUUGAGGAUUCAGGUUCUUCGAAACACAGAAAACCACAAUUAGGUGUGACUGGUCCAAGCGAAACUUCAUCUAAAAACCCCAAAGGAAGCUUGGAUCAAGUCGCUGAUAUAGCAAAAAAGACCGAGAAAGUCUCGAUCUUGGAAAGCGUGGGAUCACAGGUGGUAAAGGGGACUUCUACUACCAAUGGUGAAGCUUCCGAGAAGACCUCGGGUCUCGAAGCUUCAAAUGCGGAGAGCGAGUUCAAGGUAAUGGCAGCUGAUGCGUCAGUGUUUUCGUUCGGAGACGAAGAAGACUACGAAAGCGAGUGAAGAAGAGCUUCAUCGAUGAAUGUAUCUGUACAUAUAAAGAAAAGAUUACGAAAGGAAGAAAAAGUUCGGGAUCCAAAUCUCUUAUUACAUGUGAAGAUCCAUUCAUUUGCGUUGUUUCUUUGUGAUGUUGAAAAUGUAUCGUCUCUGUCGUAUUAUUUGUGAACGAUCAACAUGGAUUGCUGCACAUAAGUUGCAUUUGUUUCGUUGAUUUGGCCA
This is a messenger RNA of Tarenaya hassleriana, 2277 nucleotides long. RefSeq names its product phosphatidylinositol 3,4,5-trisphosphate 3-phosphatase and protein-tyrosine-phosphatase PTEN2A. Gene Ontology annotation, cellular component: cytosol. The record is from RefSeq and is a predicted model, not a curated record. Gene Ontology annotation, biological process: dephosphorylation. NCBI's taxonomy places the organism in Eukaryota, Viridiplantae, Streptophyta, Magnoliopsida, Brassicales, Cleomaceae. The coding region runs from base 265 to 2061 and encodes 598 amino acids. Gene Ontology annotation, molecular function: phosphatidylinositol-3,4,5-trisphosphate 3-phosphatase activity. The transcript has 13 exons.